This is a messenger RNA of Aspergillus mulundensis, 1797 nucleotides long. RefSeq lists its product as uncharacterized. The record is from RefSeq and is a predicted model, not a curated record. Bases 1 to 1797 code for a protein of 598 amino acids. The transcript has a single exon. Lineage: Eukaryota; Fungi; Ascomycota; Eurotiomycetes; Eurotiales; Aspergillaceae.
AUGGCUUUUCGUCAACCACCACAAGUUCCGCGCCGGCGCCCGUCCUAUACUGCUCCCCAACCCUCCGCUCUUGAUAUUCCUCAAUCUCUUCCUGAAGUUCGCGAGAACGACUCCAAAGAAUGGGUGCUCUUCUCCCCGUCGCAGCCCUCCGCCACCGCCCGCACUCACACGACCUCCACUGAGCGCACCCCACGGAGCCCACGCACUGUAGGCGCAUCGCGGCUCAGCGACUUCGGUUCUCUCAAUGCAUAUACACGGUCUGGUCGUGAGCUGGAGAGUGAGGCCGGCGGUACGCUCGAUGACCCGCUAGACGAAGAUGGGACGGAGCUAGAUAGUCUCGAUGAUGGCCUCCACGCGUUCAGAGCGCCUUCCCCCGCUUCCGAGUCCAAUACGCGCUGGGAUAGUGUGCGAUGGGAUCAAGCUCCUGCUCAACUUCCCGCUCACGAUGGGUUAGGAAGCUUCCUUGCGUCUGAUCAGACCGUGCAGAACCAGCUGUGGCAAUAUGAGCAGUAUAACCCUACUCGACGGCCGUCGCUCGGGCAUCGGCGGCGCUCAAGCGUGCAGCGUCAUUUGGACGCUGUUGCCGAUGAGGAGCAAACGGAUGCCGAUCGCGAACGGUGGCAGCGCAUUGAGCAAUGGAGGAUGGACCAGAGCCGUGUUCUUUUACAUGAGAUCGAGAAAGCCACGCGGCGACGGCGCAACAGUCGCCUGAGCGUUCCAAAUGUCGAGACCGACUCUCAGGUUAGACAUUCAGAACAGCCACCUAGCGUACGGGCGAUACCCCAAGAGGGUCAGGCACCCUCUGAGCCCACGGUUGAAGAGGAUGAAUCCUUCUGGCAGCGGAUCACCCGAAAGGUCAUCCGAGAUAUAAUAGGCAUUGACGAGUCAUUACUUUCGGUCAUCUUUGGAGAGACUUUACCCGAGUCUGACGGACAGGACGAACCUGGGACAGACAUGAAGCAGCAAAUAGACGAGAUACUAAACGAAGGGCCGGAAACAGCUACGGGCGACGACCGCUGGGAGUCGAGACUACUUCAACGUAUAGCCCGCGAGCUAGGAAUCCUUGUCAACCAACUUUGCGAACACCCAGGAGCAUUCACAACAUACCUCAAUAUGGCUAACGAUAUCCCUAACCAGUACGCUGGAAUCCCUCUGAGCAGUUUACCUGAAGAGAGCAACCACGCAUCUACAGGCGCGGAUUCCAGGGCGGAGGCUGCAAGCAACGAUGACUCAAUAUUAUCUCCUCAAUUUAUGCCUACCAUCCAAGAUCAAAACCUUGAGCACGCAGCUCAGUGGGGCAUCGAAGACGAAGAUCUUCCGACUCGAUCAACGGAACCACUAUCUGAAUCCACCCGGCAGCAGCAGGAUAAAGAGUACUGGGAACGCGAAGUCGAUAUCAUGAUGGUCUUCCGCUACCUCCGGAGCCGCUUUGGUCGGCGGCCGAGCAACCCCGACGUCCACAAUACACGUCGCGCUUCGCAAGAUGCAUCUCGUCGCGCCGCCAUCAUCCGUCAGCAUCACCCGCUUGUUGCGCGCGCACACUCAAGGUCUCAGGCCCAAAUCCGUCGCCAGUCUCAAUACUCAGGCCCGACUGGUGUCUCCUCCCCCGUAUUACGCCAGCAUAUCCGCCGUGCCAGCUCGAGCUGCGCCAGCCAGAGCGCAAAGAUGUCCGCUAUCUCUAGUCGCCGGACUCUUACCGGCUCCAGCCGCAAUUACUGGGACAUUGGCGGGAGCGUGGAUAGCGGGAGUGCUAUUGCCCCUGCACCUCCUGGUAUCGGGGCUUGGGGCGACGUGUAG